Myxozyma melibiosi is the source of this 432-nucleotide messenger RNA. RefSeq lists its product as uncharacterized. The coding region runs from base 135 to 359 and encodes 74 amino acids. The record is from RefSeq and is a predicted model, not a curated record. NCBI's taxonomy places the organism in Eukaryota, Fungi, Ascomycota, Lipomycetes, Lipomycetales, Lipomycetaceae. The transcript has a single exon.
UCUGAAGAGUCCUCCCGACGCGGUUCAUACUCCAGCAGAGCCGGGCAGAGAUGUGCAGAACCGCUCUUUCCGGACCAGAUGCCAGUGGCGAGCGCAGGUGAAAAAUUUUAGAUCUCUCGCAGACAAAUCGAUUUAUGCUUACCGCGUUGGGGCUUUCGGUGCGUAACUCAAUUCUGGUGUGUUUCUGCCUGUGCUUAUUUGCCUGGUCCGCGACUGGCCGCCACUCGCUCUGGUUUCUCCCAACGCUCUUCGCUCUCCUCCCACCGCUCCGCUCCUCCCACCGCGCUCUUCUAUUCUGCAGCGGAAUAUCAAUUGCAGCUCAAUUGUCUGGCUCGUGGUCAAUUGCGUCUACUGGCUGAUUCAAGUACUAGCCACCCGCCCGAAACCCCCCGUAGUCCUCGUCCUUGCCUGCCAGUAUCUCCGAAAAUUAGC